ACUACAAUCGCUGUUGGUUUUUAAACUCUUCUCCGCUGCUUUCCAUUGUUUUUUUCUAAGCACAUAUCUGGAUUCAUUAAUAGAUAACAUGGUUCUUGUAUCAAAGACUCCCCUCAAUUUCCGGUCCAGAUUUAUAACUCCUGAGCUUACCCAGUUGUUCAGCCAAUCUGACAGUGAGGAGGAGUUUGAAGGCUUCAGUGAAAAUGAAGACGACGUGAUGGAGAUGGUGGAGUCUGAGGAAGAGGACAGUGACACCAACUUUUAUUCUGAUGGAGAAGAGUCAUCAUCUCCAAAGAGUAAAAGUCUGUUAGUGGCUUUAAGGUUUCCAUUUAAAAGACCAUCUGCCUCUAAACAACAAGCACUAAAGAAAGAAGGAGAUAAUGGUAAAGAACAUUGUCCUCCAUGCAAUGAACAGAAGGAUCAUUCAGUGGAUGAAGAUGUCUUGUCACAAAGCCUGAAAAAGCGGAAUAAAAACAUUCAGGAAAACAAAGCCAUGCUGGCAAAGCUGUUUGCUGAUUUGAGUUAUAUGGCUGUUUUGACACCACCCCCGACCCCCCAAAAGAAAAAAAGCACACUGGAAAAAGAAAAGCCUAAGAAACGCAAGUUUGCACCAGAUACCGGAUCUGAGAGGAGGAACCCAUCACGCAAGGCACGUCCUCCGGAAAAAAUAACUGUUGAAGAGGAUCUUGAACCUGUUAUCCGCAAACGGCAUAGGAGAGUGGACCUCAGGGCACUGGUGGAGGUUGAUGAGGAAAGAGCCACUGAGAAAGUCAAGAGAAGAAAGAGCUCCAAAAGGUGCCAGUAUUAUGUUAGGUCAGUGGAUGAAAUCACAGAAGAAGAACUUGACAACAUAGCAUACCGCUCCAAGGACAAGAUCUGGGACAAGGAAAAUGGUAGUUCCUGUCACCAGUGCAGACAGAAGACGCUGGACACCAAAUCAGUCUGCCGCAGUGGUUUUUGCACUGGUGUCAAAGGUCAGUUUUGUGGGCCAUGCCUAAAUAACCGCUAUGGAGAAGAUGUACGCACCGCACUGCUUGAUCCGACAUGGUCCUGCCCCAUUUGCAGAGGCAUGUGCAACUGCAGUCUGUGUCGCAAAAAGGAGGGACGCUGUGCCACAGGGAUUCUGGUGCAACAGGCUCGUUUCAACGGUCAUGGCAAUGUUCAUGAGUAUCUGGAGAGCAUUAAGAGGGAGCUGCAGUAGAUUGAGAUACACAAACCAGUGUUGAUUAAUGUGGGGAAAGAAGAAAUCCUCAUUUAAUUUGACUUCAGAACAAGGCACAUAAACUGAAAAUGUUCUUUUCAGAUUUUAUUGUUGCAUGAUGCGUUGAUGUGGGAAAAAGAUUAAUCUAAGUUACGUUCUCUUUUUACUUGUGCGACACUGGCUUUUUAUUUUAUAUUUUUAUAUCAACAUUUGGACAAAGUAUGUAGUCCUUCAUAUUGUGCAUUUUAUGGUUAACCACUUUGUACUCAAAUAAAUGGUAUAGUUGUGAUUUUCUGAGCUUAGAAAUGUCAGCUAGUUUUAUACUGCAGGUGUUGUACUGUGGUAUUAAAAUAUAUAAUUGUGUUUCUAAUAUUCCAAGAAAAAUACUAAUUUUAACCAGUUUAUUGUUGUGUUAUGCAGGCAAAGCAACCAU
This is a messenger RNA of Periophthalmus magnuspinnatus, 1634 nucleotides long. RefSeq names its product cell division cycle associated 7b (gene cdca7b). NCBI's taxonomy places the organism in Eukaryota, Metazoa, Chordata, Actinopteri, Gobiiformes, Gobiidae. The coding region runs from base 89 to 1201 and encodes 370 amino acids. Gene Ontology annotation, biological process: regulation of DNA-templated transcription. Gene Ontology annotation, cellular component: nucleus. The transcript has 10 exons. The record is from RefSeq and is a predicted model, not a curated record.